CUCUUUAAAGCCAGCAAGGAGGGAAUAAAGAUGGGCAUCCAUAAAAAACUCAUUUGGCUUCCACCAUCAUCUUAUACCCCUCUCUCCGACAUACUCUACACGUAAUGAAUUAAAAUUAAUCAACAUAUCCAGAAUACGACAUUUGACGACAACAUAUAACGAUGAACCUAGCAUUUCUUAUCCUGCACCUUUUCACCUUUCUGCAAUUCGUCAUUUCAGCUCCUGCGACCAGCAAAACAUCUCCUUUGGCACCAGCACCAACCUCAUCCUCUCUUGCAACUUGUAACGGACAUGCAUCUCUUUGCAACGUAUCUUAUGCUAAUGUAGUAUAUGCAGGCGCACAUAAUAGCUAUGCAUAUGGUGAUGGAAUAAGCGAUAAUCAAUACAGUAACAUCUCUGAUGGCUUGGUAAAAGGCAUUCGACUUAUGCAAGCCCAAGGACACGACUAUCCCACUAAUGAAACAACAAAUCCAAGCGGAAUAUCUCUAUGUCAUACAUCCUGUUAUUUGGAAGAUGGAGGAUCAUUAGAAUCUUGGCUACUUCAAGCACGUAAUUGGCUAAAUGCAAAUCCACGCGAAGUUCUUACAAUCUUGGUAACCAAUCCUGAUUCUGUCAAUGUCACCAGAUGGCAAAAAGGUUUUGAAUAUGCAGGUUUCAAUUCAACCAAUGUUUUCUCACCUUCUUCACAGCAUACAUCAAGGAACGAUUGGCCAACACUCGGUCAACUGAUCGAUUCGGGUAAACGUACGAUUGCGAUCAUGGAUUAUGGUGCAAAUUUCACUCAAUUGCCUUGGUUGAUUGAAGAAUUCAGUAAUAUAUGGGAGAACCCUUAUGACCAACUAACCCUGCCAUUCAAUUGCAGUGUGGAUCGAGGAACCAAGAAUGAUAAUCUUGCCUUUCAUAAUCACGUCAAAGAUCUUUCUUACCUCGGCAUUUCAACACCUGAUAAAGAUGAUCUUACAAUGGUCAACGCUGCCGUCAACAACUCCAAUGCAAUCGUCCCGACUGUGCAACGAUGUACGAUCGAGACGGGCGUCAGGCCAACGUAUGUCAUGGUAGACUUCUACGAUAUACCCAGUCAAAACAAUAUCUUCUCAGCUGUGGAUAUGCUAAACAAUGUUAGUACGACCCCGCCGACAAAAGAAGGAAAAAGUGCUGCUCCUAGGUUGCAAAGCUCUUUAAGUUUUCAGCUUUCGCUUAUAAUUUGUAUCAUACUUUCAAUCGCAGUAAUGACGCUUUAAUGAGAGAAUGGAAUCAUGCUUUAUUACGAUACAGAAUGACCAGAAAUCGAGGAUAAUAGUGUCAAAGUGGCUCUUUUCGAUGCAUUGCCAGUUCGACCAUCCCGGGAUCGUCAGCUUUGAUAUCAGAUUGGCCUUUCUCGCUUUCCGAGCUUGCACUAAUUUCAACUUCUUCUCCUUCACCGACGAUAUGACCGUCACGGGUAGAUGAGAUUGGUUGCUCUUUGUGAGCUUUACCCCAAGCUGUUGAUCGUGGGGCUGAAAUUCGCUGUUCGAACAAAAGAUCAAGGCUUUCCAAGCUUAGCCCUUUACAUUCGGGUAAACAAAAGUAAACCCAAAGAGUUGCAAGGGUUGCAAUAGGAGCAAAGAUGAAGCAAACCUUCAUUUCCAAAUUUGCAUAAGGAGCAUAAAGAAGGUAAGGUAAUGAAAAUACCACGGCAAAUUGUGUAAUUACUGCAACAACGA
Molecule: messenger RNA, 1703 nt
Organism: Meira miltonrushii
Lineage: Eukaryota; Fungi; Basidiomycota; Exobasidiomycetes; Exobasidiales; Brachybasidiaceae
Product: PLC-like phosphodiesterase
Exons: 4
Coding region: 162-1241 (359 amino acids)
Biological process (GO): lipid metabolic process
Molecular function (GO): phosphoric diester hydrolase activity
Source: RefSeq, a predicted model, not a curated record